This is a messenger RNA of Cavia porcellus (domestic guinea pig), 3327 nucleotides long. Its product is annotated as ubiquitin carboxyl-terminal hydrolase 42-like. The record is from RefSeq and is a predicted model, not a curated record. Gene Ontology annotation, cellular component: cytosol; nucleus. Gene Ontology annotation, molecular function: cysteine-type deubiquitinase activity. Gene Ontology annotation, biological process: regulation of apoptotic process; protein deubiquitination. Lineage: Eukaryota; Metazoa; Chordata; Mammalia; Rodentia; Caviidae.
AUGACUGUAUUUGGCAGAGCUGACUCUUCAGACCCAUCAGCCCGUCAGAAUCAGCCCGGCCGUUCCGAGGCAGUCUCCACUGGAGAUGUGGACACAGACUCUGCCGGCUGGAGUGCUGUGUCUUCACUAAGUGAUGUUUCCAGUCACACACUUUCUUUAGGACCAGUGCCCGGGGCUGCUUAUUCAGAUUCGGCUGUCUCUGAUAGAUCAGAGCCAUCACCACCAAAGGAUCAAGGUGACGGCAUUGCACUGCCACAGAAAAUUCUUUUUCCCUCAGAGAAGAUUUGUCUUAAGUGGCAGCAAACUCACGGAGUUGGUGCUGGGCUUCAGAACCUGGGCAACACCUGCUUUGCCAAUGCAGCGCUGCAGUGUCUGACAUACACAGCACCUCUCGCCAAUUACAUGUUGUCGCAUGAACACUCCGAGACAUGUCAUGCAGAAGGAUUUUGCAUGAUGUGUAUAAUGCAAGACCAUAUUACCCAGGCACUCAAUAAUCCUGGGGAUGUUAUUAAACCCAUGUUUGUCAUCAAUGAGAUGCAGCGAAUAGCCAGCCACUUCCAAAUUGGCGAGCAAGAAGAUGCCCAUGAGUUUCUUCAGCACACGGUUGACGCCAUGCAAGAAGCGUGCCUCAGUGGCAGCAACGAGUUAGACAGACACACCCAGGCCACCACACUAAUUUGCCAGGUGUUCGGGGGAUACCUGAGAUCUAGAGUCCAAUGUUUAAAUUGCAAGGGUGUCUCAGAUACCUUUGAUCCAUAUCUGGAUAUUACCUUGGAGAUAAAGGGUGCUCGGACUAUCAAUGAGGCGCUGGCGCAGUUUGUGAAGCCGGAACAGCUGGAUGGAGAAAACUGCUACCAGUGUAGCAAGUGCAAAACCAUGGUUACGGCUUCAAAGAAUUUUACCAUACAUCAGUCAUCUAACGUUCUUAUACUUUCUCUAAAACGUUUUUCAAAUUCCACUGGUGGGAAAAUUGCUAAGGAUGUGAAAUACCCUGAAUAUCUCGACAUUAGGCCAUUCACGUCACAGCCAAAUGGAGAACCUAUUGUAUACACUUUGUAUGCAGUACUGAUCCACGCAGGAUAUAACUGCCGUGUGGGCCAUUAUUUAUGUCACGUAAAAGCUAGCAAUGGCCUGUGGUACCAGAUGAAUGACUCCAAGGUAUCUCCCAGUGAUACUGAAUCUGUGCUAAGCCAGCAAGCCUACGUACUAUUUUAUAUAAGGACCAAUGAUGUGAAAAGUGGGAGUGAAUUUGCUAGGCAUCCCACAUAUCACCGCUGCCAGUCCUCUCCCCACCGGGUCACCAGUCCUCGGGGCAUCGGUAACAAGCAGGCUGCAGCAGAGCUUCCUGGACCACAGCUUCCCCCUCACACGGUGAAGAAUUCACCCCACGCCAAUGGGACCAGGCCAGGGAAUGACCCACCAAGGAGUUCCACGUCAAGUCCCAGUGGAAGUCCCAGAGUCAAGAGGUGUGGUCCUGUUAAUAUGACUACUUCUAUCCAAAACUGGUCAGUUAAAGCCCCCGAGAUUCCAGAACACCCUGAGAAACAAAAAAAUCACCAUCAGAAUCAUAAUAAGCUUCCACCUACAACAGGGCAGAGUCCAUCAGGGGACCUCGUCUUGGAGCCUGAGGCUGGCAGCCCCAUUGCUGGUUCCCCCAAGAAACUGGACAGGAUGAGUCUAUGCAGCAAAUUUAAGGAGGCUUUGCUGCCCCCUGGCAGCAGCCUCACAUCUACCAAAGAGGUUACCUCAGAAAACAGCUCAGCCAAACCUGAUGAGUUUUUGUGUAUCGUAAACAGCACGGGGGCAGAUGUACUUCCCGAACCCUGUGGCACUGAUAAGGGAACACAGGACAGCAGUGAAACCACCCAGGAGGACAAAGUGUUGCUACCUGAGAGCCUGCAGGACUCUGGUCCAGCAGAGACAGUGGAGCAGCUGAGCCCAGCUUCCUCCACACAUCCAGAAGGUGGAUGGGAGCCUGAACUCUCGGUUUCCCUUAGUGGAGACCUGUGUAGUGACACAGAGGCCCUGUCCUGGAGCGCAGAUGAAUCUGCUGAUGCACUGCCCUCUGCUCAGCCACAUAGGACCUCAGGUGCCCAUCCUGAAGGGGAUCCUGGACACAGUCAUGGGGAGAGGUGUGACAAAGAUAAAGCCUGCCAGAAGGUUCCGAAUUGCCCUCCAGUUAAAGGGAAAAUCGGCAGCCUUAAGAAAAUUAACAGAGGACAUUACUGUAACCAUCGAGACCGCUCCUCCAGUGGGGAACAUGUGCAGAAAAGUCGGAGUGGGAGUCGGAGUCAGAGCAGGACUGGGGGUCAUUGGCAUAGAAAGCGGCACUCCUACACCAGAAAGCACAGCAAACAGGAAGGCCACGCCGCUGUGCAGCCCCGCAGCAGGAGCCGGCACCCUCUGUGCUGUGGGGAGUCAGUCAGUCCUGGCAAGCGCUGCAAUCUGGGAAGGUACAGCUGCCACCACUCCCGAACCAGGAGAGGGGCUGAGCAGGACUGGAGCCGAUAUCACCGCUCAGCCAGCGAGCACUCCUGGCUCCCAGAGAAGUGUGACCCCAAGAAGAUGUGGUGGGACCGGUGCAGGUAUUACCCUGACAGGUACACUCCAUAUGCAGGCAGGAAGCCCAGUGUGAAGGGACCACAUAAGGACUCCUCCCCGGCCAGGAAGGGCUGGGAGCCUCCUGCCCGGGUGAGGGAGCGGACCCACUUCCACAGCCCUUGCACAGGUGCUGCACCCCCUUUCCCUCUGCACCCCAAGCGCUACUCCCAGGAAAAAGCAGCCUUUGGAGCUGAUGACAGUGGCUGUGGCCUGUCUGAUCAGUUUUAUGAACACAAAAGCAUGAAGUCACGCAAAUGCAGGUAUGAGAAUACAAAAAGUAAUGACAGUCAUGAGGAAAAGAAAGCCCACAGGAGCCUGCCCAAAGACCUGGAGGAGCCUAAGGCGAAGAAGCACAAAAGGUCAAAGAAGAAGAAGAAAUCUAAAGACCAACACCAGGAGCGUGACCACAGGCAUCAGCUAGAUCCAGAUGUUCAAGGAGUAUACUCCAAAGCUGACCUCUACAGACACAAAAAGAAGAAAAAGAAAAAGAAGAGGCACCCAAGGAACUCAGAAAACUCUGAAAAAGAACCAGGACUGUACCUGCUGAAGGCCUCCAGCCAUGGGAACAUCAGCUAUUUCGAGAGACCCAAGGGCAGCUACCUGCUCACCGAUGGCCUGGCCAUGGAGGACACUGGAUCUUUCCCAAAGAAGAGCCACAUGUUGGAGUAUAGCCUAGUGGGGCAGCCCCUCCCCCUUUGUGACUGGUUCCCUGAGGAGGAGGCCUGA